Molecule: messenger RNA, 2736 nt
Organism: Drosophila kikkawai
Lineage: Eukaryota; Metazoa; Arthropoda; Insecta; Diptera; Drosophilidae
Gene: Ccn
Product: cellular communication network factor protein Ccn
Biological process (GO): cell adhesion; signal transduction
Cellular component (GO): extracellular matrix
Molecular function (GO): integrin binding; heparin binding
Source: RefSeq, a predicted model, not a curated record
UGCGUGUUGGUCACACGCGGCGUAUGAGUGAUAUCUGCGGUGGGUCAAAUUCGUUUUAUUGGAUUUUUGGCGCAAGUAAGCACACAAAAAGCCGGCUAAAGUGUCGCUCCUCGUGUGUGUUUGUGUGUUGACGGAAAUACUUUGAGCAAUCGAAAGCAAAAAAAAAAUACAAAAAAAUAUAGAGAGAGGGAAUAAAAAAAACCAAAAGAAAAAGUCUUGGAAAAUUAACUUGGCCCAUUCGUUAUAUUGCGAGUAUUGUUCUUAGUGGUUAUAUAUUUUGUUUGGUUUCUGCCCAGGCCCCCUGCCAGCCCAAAAGUAGGUUAAUUGACGUGUGUUGUGGGCGUGUAUCUACGGGGGAAAUAAUAAAAAUAUAUAUACUACGUACGAAAACAAAUAAGAGAGCUGCUUGCUGUCCUCGGUGAAGUGGUCAAUUGCCCCAGCCAGAGGCCCCUGAACCCAUCUACUACAGUAUAUCAUAAGGGUGUGAGCCUUGGCCCGAGCUUAUUAAAGGCAGGUGGGCAGGAUCCAGGAGAAGGAGCAGGAGCAGGAGCAGCCAAUGCAACCUGCACAGCAGACAUCAUUAGACGUGAAUAGCAACCACACAAAAUGCUGAUACUGCUGCCGCUGCUGGGGAUUUUUGGUAAUGCUCUCGUUGCUGAAGUCGAGGCCAGUCUGAGUCUGGGCUUUAAGGCCAUCAAAUUGCCCAGGCAUCCCAAUCCGGCCAAUUGCAGCGUGGGCAACACAACAUUCGCACAUGGAGUCACAUUUAAAUUGGAUUGUAAAACUCAAUGCGUUUGCGAGAAUGGCCGCCACGCCUGCUCGACGCUCUGUCCCAAUGAGCAGCUUCCGGCGCCGGAGGAUACGAUUUCCUGCCGAUCGCCGCGCCUCGUCGAAGUUCCCGGCCACUGUUGCAAGAUGUGGCUCUGUGAGAAUCCUACAGCUGAUGUCUACGCCACCUGCCACAAUAGCACCACCAGCGGCAACUGGACGGACUGCAGCAGGAGCUGUGGCCUGGGCACCGCCACGAGGCACACCUCCACGCACGCGGGCUGCCAUCAACUGAGCAAUUUGCGGCUUUGCGAGAAUCGCAGGUGCGACAAGGAGGACAAUAAGAGGAGUGGAAGCUACCACCCAUUAACGCCUAAGCGGAAGCUCCACCACUCGAAGACCCCCUCCCAUUCCCACUCCCACCAUCAUCAUCAUAAUCAUCAUCAAGCGGAGCCUGAACACAGGAUACGUAAGGGCCACGAGUGCCGUAGCAUUCAGCGCCUCGGUCCGGCCAGGAUCCGGCUGGGCGAGUGCAUCUCCCGUAAGCUGUAUCGACCGAAGCUCUGCGGGCGCUGCCAUCGGGGGAUCAAGUGCUGUGCCCCGGCGGUCUCCACCACGAUACAGGUCGAGCUGUUGUGUCCUUUAAAUGCUGUCGAUCCAAUUAACUACGUACAACAGCGGGAAAAGGCCAGAAAAAGGCAACUGAAGGAGCACCAAAGGUCCAAGGAUGAGGACGACUACUACGGUGAUGAAGAGGAGCAGGAGGAGGAUGAGGAGCAGGCGGACCAGGAGGACCUGCCGGAGAAUGCACAGUUAUGGGAUACGGUCGCCUUGGAGCCAAUCGAUCAGGAAUUCCUGCAAUCACAUCAGAUACAAAUCGAGAAUAAAUUCAUUGCCGUCGAAUGGAUACUGAAAUGUGAAUGCAGCACGAAUCAUUGCAACCAAAACAAGGCCAACAACAGCAGCAACAGCAACGCCAACGACAACAUGUCUAACACAAAUAAAUAUGGUUAUUACAAUUUCGAAAACACUCACCAUGGCGGCCGGAACCACGAAAUUAAUGGCGAACCAAAUGAGCCAAAAAACAACGAAGAGGAGGAUGUGGCUGCGGCUGUGCCAGACAGCAAGAACAACAUGAACAGCGACCGCAACGAGGUGGACAACUCGUCCUCGGAACAACAACCGGAUAUUAUACCAUAUCCUUUGGGCGUGGGCGAGUCCAGUUGGAAGGCCGAAAAGCUUCGGGAGCAGCAGCGCUACCAGCAGGAGCAACAUCAACACCGCUGGCAGCAACUCACAUAGCGCAAAGGCACCAACAACAUGGCCCAAUAAUACAAUACACUGGCUCUGAUCUGAUCCAGAGAGGAUAUCUAGGAAGGCGUAGACUCUAAGAUUUGUACAGCAUAGCGAUACUUAAGGUUCCCCUGGAUGGUUAGGAUUGUAAAGGAAAAAUAAGCGUCGGUUUAGGAUUUGAACAUAUCGAGGCAGUAAGUUUAGGUAUGUGAACGAUAUAAUAGGGUUAGGAUUAAACCAAGGGCGUAAGGAACAAAAAAAAAAGAAGAAAAACUGCGAGUGGAACACAAGCCGAAUAUUACAAAUAUUUUUGCAAGCAUCUAUACACAAAAACGCGAAAAAAAAAAUAUAUAUAUUGAGGUAAAAAUAAAACGCUAAUGAAGGAAUUUUCAGAAAAACAUUUGAAUGAGAAAUGCUGCCCAAUAAUAACGUAUAUAUAUAUGGUAAAAAUAUAACUGGCCGAUUAAAUUAGAGCUUCGGAAAUAUAGUGGAAAGGGAAUAUAAGUUCUAGGUAGGUUUUUGGCUGAGUGAAUAGGAAUCUGUUUUUGGUUAUUUCAUCUUCAGGGUAUUUUUAGUUUAUGUUAAGUUCUUAAAUUAAUUUUUCCCUGAAGUUUAUAAAGAAAAAUUGUAUUUUUUAUUAAUCAUCUAGGAUUUUUACCUGUAACAUUUUUUUUU